CUCCAUGGUGAAAAAUCACCAUUAAAGGACCUCAUUGAAACUCAAAGAUCCAACCUACAUAGAAGUCCCACAAGCAAGCUUCCAUCACAGAUGGUUGCAACUGAGGCUAUACAAGAGGUUGUUGUUGCUGAGAGUUUGCUGCAAUGUCUAAGUGUAUAUGCAGAGCUUAGUAAUUCUGCUAAGGAACAAAACCCGCAGCCUGUAGUAGAGGAGUUCCUAACUCUUCAUGCUAGCCUGAAUAUUGCGCGGAUGAUUGUUGACUUGCUAUCUAAAUCCAAUCCAGAUGAUUCUUCUCCAGAUAAUGAAAGAAGCAUAACAGAAGAGGCACUAAAACUCAAACUAGAUAGACAAAGGCAAGCAAACUCUUGGGUCCAGGCUACUUUAUCCACCAAUCUAUCAUCCUUUUCUGUUUAUAACCGCCAACCUCUAUCAUCCAAGCUUCCAGUUUCAACCAAUUCUCAAAACCAAAAUAAUAUCCUGGGAAGUAAACCAAUGCUAGUCAUGGAAAAUUCAAGUGAAGAUUCAUCAAAAUCUCAUGGAAACAGGUGAUAUAGGGCAUGAAAAUCGUUUAGACUGCCCAUUACGCGGUUUCGCAAUCUCCGCUUUGUCUUCCUCUUCACUCUUGAUUCCAUCAACGCUUCUCUCGUCACCAUU
Messenger RNA from Glycine soja, 654 nucleotides. RefSeq lists its product as uncharacterized. The record is from RefSeq and is a predicted model, not a curated record. The transcript is spliced from 2 exons. NCBI's taxonomy places the organism in Eukaryota, Viridiplantae, Streptophyta, Magnoliopsida, Fabales, Fabaceae. The coding region runs from base 91 to 549 and encodes 152 amino acids.